Molecule: messenger RNA, 2373 nt
Organism: Mesitornis unicolor (brown roatelo)
Lineage: Eukaryota; Metazoa; Chordata; Aves; Mesitornithiformes; Mesitornithidae
Product: endoribonuclease Dicer-like
Exons: 6
Coding region: 52-1710 (552 amino acids)
Biological process (GO): apoptotic DNA fragmentation; siRNA processing; pre-miRNA processing
Cellular component (GO): nucleus; RISC complex; cytoplasm
Molecular function (GO): deoxyribonuclease I activity; RNA binding; ribonuclease III activity
Source: RefSeq, a predicted model, not a curated record
AGCAACUGUAACUUGUAUCGCCUUGGCAAAAAGAAAGGACUGCCCAGUCGAAUGGUGGUUUCCAUUUUUGAUCCGCCGGUCAAUUGGCUUCCUCCUGGUUACAUCGUGAACCAGGACAAGAGCAGCACUGAUAAGUGGGAGAAAGAUGAAAUGACAAAGGAGAACUUGAUGGCUAAUGGCAAACUUGAUGAUUAUGAUGAUGAUGAAGAGGAUGAAGACCUAAUGUGGAGGGCACCCAAGGAAGAAACAGACUUUGAGGAUGAUUUUCUGGAGUACGAUCAGGAGCAUAUCAAAUUCAUUGAUAAUAUGUUAAUGGGAUCAGGGGCUUUUGUGAAGAAAAUUUCUCUCUCUCACUUUUCAACCACUGAUUCAAACUACGAAUGGAAAGCACCCAAAAAGUCAUCCCUGGGCAAUGUUCAGUUCUCAUCAGAUUUUGAUGAUUUUGACUACAGCUCUUGGGAUGCAAUGUGCUACCUGGAUCCUAGCAAGGCUGUCGAAGAGGAUGAUUUUGUAGUGGGCUUCUGGAAUCCAUCGGAAGAAAACUGUGGUGUUGAUGCGGGAAAACAGUCGAUCUCGUACGACCUGCACACAGAGCAGUGUAUUGCUGACAAGAGCAUUGCGGACUGCGUGGAGGCCCUGCUGGGCUGCUACCUGACCAGCUGUGGUGAAAGAGCUGCUCAGCUUUUCCUGUGUUCCCUGGGGCUGAAGGUGCUCCCUGUAAUUAAAAAGACUGAUUGGGACGGCACUUUGUGUGCUACCAGAGAGAAUUGUAUCAGUGAGCAGAAAAACCUUUCACCAAACUCUGUUUCUGCUUCUGUAGCUAAUUCAGAGCCUUCUCUGUACAAAGACCUGGAGUAUGGCUGUUUGAAGAUUCCACCGAGGUGUAUGUUUGAUCACCCAGAUGCUGAGAAAACCCUAAAUCACCUUAUUUCUGGUUUUGAAAACUUUGAGAAGAAAAUAAACUACAGUUUUAAGAACAAGGCUUAUCUUCUUCAGGCAUUUACUCAUGCCUCGUACCAUUACAAUACCAUUACUGAUUGUUACCAGCGCUUGGAAUUCCUGGGAGAUGCAAUUUUGGACUACCUCAUAACCAAGCACCUUUAUGAAGACCCACGGCAACACUCUCCAGGAGUUCUCACUGACCUGCGAUCCGCUCUAGUCAAUAAUACCAUUUUUGCAUCGUUGGCUGUGAAGUAUGACUACCACAAGUACUUCAAAGCGGUCUCUCCUGAGCUGUUCCACGUUAUCGAUGACUUUGUGCAGUUUCAGAUGGAAAAGAAUGAAAUGCAAGGAAUGGAUUCUGAGCUCAGAAGAUCUGAAGAAGAUGAAGAAAAAGAGGAAGACAUUGAAGUACCAAAGGCCAUGGGGGAUAUAUUUGAGUCCCUUGCUGGUGCCAUUUAUAUGGAUAGUGGAAUGUCUUUGGAAAUGGUUUGGCAAGUGUACUAUCCAAUGAUGAGGCCAUUAAUAGAAAAAUUUUCUGCUAAUGUUCCCCGUUCCCCAGUGCGAGAGCUGCUGGAGAUGGAGCCAGAGACAGCCAAAUUUAGCCCUGCAGAAAGAACUUAUGAUGGAAAGGUCAGAGUCACGGUGGAAGUCGUAGGAAAGGGAAAGUUCAAAGGUGUUGGCAGAAGCUACAGGAUUGCCAAAUCUGCGGCUGCGAGAAGAGCACUACGAAGCCUCAAAGCAAAUCAACCUCAGGUCCCAAACAGCUGAGACUCCUCUUCAAAAUGAGUAAAAUGGGGGAAAAAAAGCAAAUACACAUAAAGCAAAUUUUUAAAAAUGUUGAUGUUGAGAGGAACAAAUUGGAAGACAGAAUUUAAAGUUUGUUUGAUAACAGAAUAGAUAACAAAACGUUUAACAUGUAUGAAAUUUUGGAACUAAUUGUAGUUAUAGUUUUUUGCGCAAACACAAUCUUGUCUUCUUUCCUCACUUCUGCUUUGUUUAAUCACGAGAGUGCUUUAAUGAUGACAUUUAGCAAGUGUUCAGAAUAAUUGUUGUCAGGUCUUUUUGGUUUACUUUUCUUGUCAGUACAGCUUUGCUUAGUGUUAGAAGGCCAGGGAGCUUACGCCUAAUGCAGUUGCUAGAUUUAUAUAUAGUAAUCUUGAAAUCCUUCAAUCUGUGCACUAGUGCCAGUCAUAAAGCAGUUGUUAAACUGUACUGGUUGAUUUGGUGUAAGAAAGAAUAAGUGUGCCAGUAUUCUCCUUUUUUUUUUUUCCUUUUUAUUUUUUUUCUCCUCUCUAUGUCAUCUUUUUACAUUAAGAUGGCAUUUCCCAAUCAUUAUUGCACUUGUUUCUUAGGGACAGAUUUUAAUUGAAAUGGCUGGCAUACUGGUAGAAUGAAACUUCAGUUUCCUUAUGCCACACAGUCUUGAAUAAA